AUGGGGGUUGGGGGGUGGUCCCUGGGGACCUGCAGGGGAUGCAUGGCUCCCUGGAGGGAGAAUCGUGGCAAGGAUGGCUUCUCAAAUCCCGGGUACCGAGUCCGGCAGAAGGAUCUGGGCAUGAUCCACAAAGCUGCCAUCGCGGGUGAUGUGAACAAGGUGCAGGAGAGCAUCUUGCUCAGGCUGAAUGACGUGAACAACAGAGACAACAAGAACAGGACUGCUCUACAUUUGGCGUGUGCCCACGGUCAUCCGGGAGUGGUAGCUGACUUGGUGGCCAGAAAAUGCCAGCUUAACCUCACUGACAGUGAAAACAGGACAGCUCUGAUCAAGGCUGUACAAUGUCAGGAAGAAGUUUGUGCAUCCAUCCUGCUGGAACAUGGCGCUGACCCAAAUGUUAGAGAUAUGUAUGGCAACACUGCUCUGCACUAUGCCAUUGAUAAUGGGAAUAUAUCAAUGGCAGGAAAACUGCUUGCAUAUGGUGCAGAUAUUGAAGCAAAAAGCCAGGGUGAAUGUACAUCACUUUUACUUGCCAUAAAUAGGAAAAAAGAGCAAAUGGUGACAUUUUUGUUGAAGAAAAAACCAGAUUUAACUGCAAUAGAUAAUUUUAGAAGAACAGCCCUGAUACUUGCUGCUUAUAAUGGAUCAACAGGUGUAGUCUUCCAGCUUCUUCAGCACAAUGUUGAUGUCUGUUGCCAAGAUAUAUCUGGAUGGACUGCAGAAGACUAUGCCGUUGCUUAUAACUUUCAAGCCAUUCGCAGACUAAUUUCUGAAUAUAAAGCAAACAAGAGACGUAAACGUCUUCAAAAUAGAAAUCCAGAACAAGACUUAAAAUUGAUAUCAGAGGGAGAGCAAGACAGGCUUCAAGGAUGUGAAAAUAACCAGCCACAGGUUGCAGAAAAAAUGAGAAAGUGCAGAAAUAAGAAAAUGGAAGUGUCAAGAAACCUACAUGCUGAUGACAGUGACAAUGAUGAUGAUGAUGAUGAUGAAUUAAUUCAAAAAAGAAGGGGCAGAAAAUCUGAUAAUCAUCAGUUUCCCAGGCAGAAGAGUGAAGAGUACAAUAGGCUUGCAAGGAAAACCUCUAAUGAAAAGAACAAGGUUAAAAGAGAUCUGUGUUCCAAGGAUGACCUCAAUGACAUGAUUUGGUCACCUGAAACAUCCUCAGAGGAUGAUGACUUGCCUUAUUCCAAUGAUAACAACUUUAUAUUAUUCAUUGAACAACAUGGAAUGGAGCAUAAAGCCAGUGCCCAGGUGUUUGCUCCUACAAUCCUUAGCUUUAGUGAAAUAUAG
Messenger RNA from Rhinopithecus roxellana (golden snub-nosed monkey), 1290 nucleotides. Its product is annotated as ankyrin repeat domain-containing protein 62-like. The record is from RefSeq and is a predicted model, not a curated record. The coding region runs from base 1 to 1290 and encodes 429 amino acids. Lineage: Eukaryota; Metazoa; Chordata; Mammalia; Primates; Cercopithecidae. Gene Ontology annotation, molecular function: protein binding. The transcript is spliced from 11 exons.